AUGAACGGCGAUAGCUACUCUCGAGACGGAGGCCGUUCGAGCGGAUCGAGGAACUACCCCCCGAGAGACGAUCGCGAUCGCGGCGACCGCGGCGACAGGCGGCGGCGCCGCUCUCGCUCUCCCCGCCACGGUGGAGGAGCAGCAGGAGGAGGAGCAGGAGGAGGAGGAGGGUCCCGCCGCGACUACGAGGUUGACACGUACUCCUCCAGCCGAGAUUACCGUGAGCGCGAGCGCGAGAGUGCUUACGAUCGCCGUGAGAGGCGCGAUGAUCGGGGCGAGAACCGCGGAGGCGGUGACAGAAGCUGGGGCGACUCGUACUCCAGGCGCGACCGACCUCGAGGAGACCGCGAUCGCGAAGAUGACCGUGGUGCUCGAAGGGAUCGAGGUGACAGAAAUGAAAGAGGUGGUGAGAGGUUUGAUGGCGGCGAACGCAGGGGACGGGGCGGACGUGAUGGUGGCUUUGGUGGUGGUCGCGAUCGAGGGCGCCAGCAGAAGGAAGAGUCGCCGCCCUUCAACAAACCGCGCGAGGCUACACCAGACUUGACCAGCUUUGUCAACAUCCAGCAGCGCCCGCGCCGCAUGACACAGUGGGACAUCAAGCCCGCUGGCUACGAAAAUAUCACCGCUGAACAGGCCAAGAUUUCGGGCAUGUUUUCGCUGCCUGGAGCUCCCCGCGCUGCCCCAAUGGACCCGUCCAAACUGGCUGCCUUUAUAUCCCCGUCUGCCGGAACCGCAUCGGCUGCUGCUCUUGCACCAUCCGCCGCCAAACAGUCGAAGCGUCUCUAUGUUCAUAAUUUGCCCUCUGGCGCUAGCUCCGAGAACAUUAUGAAUUUCUUCAAUCUCCAGCUCAAUGGCUUGAAUGUCGUUUCUAGCAACGACCCCUGCCUGUCUGCACAUGUUGCCACUAGUAAGGAGUACGCUGCGCUUGAGUUCAAGACGCCCGAGGAUGCGACUGUCGCUCUCGCUAUGAACGGCAUUUCCAUGCGCGACGAUGCGGGAGGUCUUUCGAUCCGCCGUCCAAAAGAUUACAUCACCCCCGCUGCCGACGAGAACGCAUAUCCUGGAGACGAAGUGUCUUCGGUCGUCAAGGACAGCCCCAACAAGCUCAGCAUUGUCAAUAUUCCUGCAUACAUCGAGGAAGAGCAGGUGCGCGAGCUCAUCGAGACCAUGGGCAAGCUCAAGGCUUUCAUUUUGGUCAAGGAUACGAGCAAUGACCAACAUCGCGGUAUCGCUUUCUGCGAAUACGCAGACAACGAAAUCGUCGAUGCUGUCAUAGAAGGCCUGAACGGCAUCCCGCUCGGUGACACCAACCUGAAGGUCUCUCGUGCGACAGUGGGCCUGCAGCAGACGACUGGCUUGGAUGGCGGAGUUGGUGCCAUCUCAAUGUUGGCCGGUGCCAGCGCAGCCGAGAACCACGAACAUAGCCGCGUCAUUUGUCUCAUGAACAUGGUUACUUCGGACGACCUUAUCAAUGACGAUGACUAUGAAGAGAUCAAAGAAGAAAUCGAAGAAGAAUGCGUCAAAUACGGCCCCAUCAUCGAGACUAAGAUCCCUCGUCCUGCAGGAGCCCGCGUCAAUCUUGGCGUCGGAAAGGUCUACAUCAAGUACCAGGAUACUGAGUCUGCACAAAAGGCGAUCAAGAGCCUUGCCGGCCGCCAAUUCUCAAGGAGAACGGUAGUCGCGACAGAGUUUUCGGAAGAAGGCUUUGAUGUUGAUGCUUGGUAGUUUAUACUCGUUAUAGCGCUUGCUUCGGCAUCUCGUUCGUCAUGGUGUGUAUCAGGUCUUUGGUGCAGACAUCUCCUACGAGUGUGAGGAUAGUAAAAACAGGGGGAGUUUUGUACACUAAUUUGGUCAUAGGCAAAAAAGCAAGCAUGAGCGUGGUGACGCGCUGAUUGUAAUGCUCUUGCAUCGUUGGGUAGGAAAGCUCAAUUGAGAUCUAGCUAUUUUUCUUG
This is a messenger RNA of Cucurbitaria berberidis CBS 394.84, 1952 nucleotides long. RefSeq lists its product as uncharacterized. The record is from RefSeq and is a predicted model, not a curated record. The transcript has 5 exons. Gene Ontology annotation, biological process: mRNA processing. NCBI's taxonomy places the organism in Eukaryota, Fungi, Ascomycota, Dothideomycetes, Pleosporales, Cucurbitariaceae. Bases 1 to 1725 code for a protein of 574 amino acids. Gene Ontology annotation, cellular component: U2-type prespliceosome; nucleus; U2AF complex. Gene Ontology annotation, molecular function: poly-pyrimidine tract binding; pre-mRNA 3'-splice site binding.